AUGUCGAUUGCACCUCGUGCUGUUCUUAUCACUGGUGCCAACAGAGGUCUCGGAUUAGAAUUUGUCAAACAGAUCGUCUGCUUUGCUACGCCACCAAAAUAUUUGUUUGCAACAUGUCGGAAUCCGGAUACAGCCACGUCUCUUCAAGAAGUUGCCAAGUCGCACUCCUGUGUAAAGGUUAUGAAAUUGGACGUAUGCGACUUCAAUAGUUUUAAUAACUUGAAGGAGAACAUUUCCUCGAUGCUAGAAGGUGAAGGUCUUAACUUUAUAGUGUGUAAUGCUGCUAUACAUCUUCGGUCUGGCUUCGCGGACACCACCCCGGAACUGAUGACGUCAGUGUACACAACCAACGUUGUCGCACCGGUCACCCUUGCACAGACAUUCGUUCCGCUGCUGAAACUCGCUGCCCAGAAAUCAUCGGAAAAAGGGAUGUCCUGGCACAAAGCCGCACUAGUCAACAUGUCGUCCAUACUGGGGUCAGUGGAGAGUAACCAGUCCGGUGGUCUAUACCCCUACCGGGCAUCAAAGGCAGCACUUAAUAUGGUGACGAAGAACCAGAGUAUCGAUUUGAAGACGGAUGAGAUCCUUGCUGUCGCUGUCCACCCGGGGUGGGUCCGUACUGAUAUGGGUGGACAAGCGGCUCCCGUCUCACCGACUGAGAGUGUCCAAGGCAUGCUUAACGUGUUUUCCUCUAUGUCAGAAGAAACCAACGGUACACUUGUCGACUUCACUGGUACAGUUUUGCCCUGGUAACAAGUCUUCAAGGCUAUACCUUAAAUUUCUUUUAUCCAGAAACAAUUUUUUUACAAAAUUGACAAAGAUUUUGUUUUUAUUCAGAAUUUCCUGUCUUUUUGAAGUUUUAUAUUUUCCCCAUUGUUUCCAGUUAACGAAUUUAUUUUAACAAUGCCCUAUUCUUCUGUGAUAAUGGGCGUUAUAUACGUAUCAUGUGAAGUAAGGAUUUGUUGAGGUAGACAGUUCUAUACAAAUGACGGCUGUCAUUGUUUUCUAAAACGUGUAAGAUAUUGAUGUGACACUUCUAAUACCGAGAUAAUUCCUAUAGUGAUGACGUCGAAUUUGGCCAAUGAGGAGCUUUAUUUUGAUUUUUGUAACUGCAUUCCUUCUGCUCUAAUUUGUCCACUGAUGAGGCAUCGAUCCUUUAUACUGACUGAUCGACUAUCACGUGAUCCUUUAUACUAACUGAUCGACUAUCACGUGAUCCUUUAUACUGACUGAUCGACUAUAACGUGAUCCUUUAUGCUGACUGAUCGACUAUCACGUGAUCUUUUAUACUGACUGAUCGACUAUCACGUGAUCUUUUAUGCUGACUGAUCGGCUAUCACGUGAUCUUUUAUGCUGACUGAUCGACUAUCACGUGAUCCUUCAUACUGACUGAUCGACUAUCACGUGAUCUUUUAUGCUGAUUGAUCGACUAUCACGUGAUCUUUUAUGCUGACUGAUCGACUAUCACGUGAUCCUUUAUACUGACUGAUCGACUAUCACGUGAUCCUUUAUACUGACUGAUCGACUAUAACGUGAUCCGUUAUACGGACUGAUCGACUAUCACGUGAUCCGUUAUACGGACUGAUCGACUAUCACGUGAUCUUUUAUGCUGACUGAUCGACUAUCACGUGAUCCUUUAUACUGACUGAUCGACUAUCACGUGAUCCUUUAUACUGACUGAUCGACUAUAACGUGAUCCGUUAUACGGACUGAUCGACUAUCACGUGAUCCGUUAUACGGACUGAUCGACUAUCACGUGAUCCUUUAUACUGACUGAGCGACUAUCACGUGAUCUUUUAUGCUGACUGAUCGACUAUCACGUGAUCCUUUAUACUGACUGAUCGACUAUCACGUGAUCCUUUAUACUGACUGAUCGACUAUCACGUGAUCCUUUAUACGGACUGAUCGACUAUCACGUGAUCCGUUAUACGGACUGAUCGACUAUCACGUGAUCUUUUAUACUUACUGAUCGACUAUCACGUGAUCCUUUAUACUGACUGAUCGACUAUCACGUGAUCCGUUAUACGGACUGAUCGACUAUCACGUGAUCUUUUAUACUGACUGAUCGACUAUCACGUGAUCCUUUAUACUGACUGAUCGACUAUCACGUGAUCUUUUAUACUGACUGAUCGACUAUCACGUGAUCCGUUAUACGGACUGAUCGACUAUCACGUGAUCUUUUAUGCUGACUGAUCGACUAUCACGUGAUCCUUUAUACUGACUGAUCGACUAUCACGUGAUCCUUUAUACUGACUGAUCGACUAUCACGUGAUCCUUUAUACUGACUGAUCGACUAUCACGUGAUCCGUUAUACGGACUGAUCGACUAUCACGUGAUCUUUUAUACUGACUGAUCGACUAUCACGUGAUCCUUUAUACUGACUGAUCGAAUAUCACGUGAUCUUUUAUACUGACUGAUCGACUAUCACGUGAUCCGUUAUUCGGACUGAUCGGCUAUCACAUGAUCCUUUAUACUGAUUGAUCGGAUACUUCGUCCCCCGUGUCACUGCCACUAUACAAUGACUUUAUCAUUGUGUCGGUUCUUUUGUUUUCAUGGCUAACGUUUUUGAUGUCUUUGCUCCAACAAUGACUUUUACAUAAUUUCUAGUCGUGCUUGUUAACUCGGUACAGUCAAGAUUCUCCAAGGUCAAAGAACGAUAAUCCAUGAUUAGUUAAUCAAUAACACUUCUUUAUUACUUGUGCUGUAAAUCUACGUUGAUGAUCUAGUGUUUGCAUUGGGAUUUAAUGUUUUAUCAAAAUGUUGAUGUUGAAAAGUUCUGUUUCCUAUGCAAAACAUGUAUCAGGUAUUUAGAAUUGUGAUAUGAUAAUUGCUUGUACACAAUUGUAUAAUGAUCAUGUACAGCUUGAUGGUAAAUUAAUUUUUUUUUUCAUUUCUUUUCCCCCAAAUUCAAUUCAGAGAAAAUUAAUAUGAAAAUGGACAAAUGAUUUCUGGAUAACAUGAAUAAUUAUUUGAGUGUUAGUUAUCUAUCAAUAUAUCUUGUAUACGUAGAGUACUUUGAAGUGGUAGGUGUUCAGAUUACCUGGAAUGUACACGUGUGGAUACAGGUAAUGUACACGUGUGGAUACAGGUAAUGUACACGUGUGGAUACAGGUAAUGUACACGUGUUAAUACAGGUAAUGUAUAAGUGUGGAUACCUAUAAUGUACACUUGUGUAUACCGUUAAUGUACACGUGUGGAUACAGGUAAUUUUCACAUGUGUAUACCUAUAAUGUACACAUGUGUAUACCUAUAAUGUACACGUGUGUAUACCUACAAUGUACACGUGUAGAUACAGGUAAUUAUCACAUGUGUAUACCUAUAAUGUACACGUGUGUAUAUCUAUAAUGUACACGUGUAGAUACAGGUAAUUUUCACAUGUGUAUACCUAUAAUGUACACGUGUGUAUACCUAUAAUGUACACGUGUAGAUACAGGUAAUUUUUACGUGUGUAUACCUAUAUACACGAUUGGAUACAGAUAAUGUGCCUAUUAUUUACACAUGUGUAUACCUAUAAUGUACACGUGUGUAUACCGAUAAUGUACAGGUGUGGAUACAGGUAAUUUUCACAUGUGUAUACCUAUAAUGUACACGUGUGUAUACCUAUAAUGUACACGUGUAGAUACAGGUGAUUUUCACAUGUGUAUACCUAUAAUGUACACGUGUAGAUACAGGUAAUUUUCACAUGUGUAUACCUAUAAUGUACACGUGUGUAUAUCUAUAAUGUACACGUGUAGAUACAGGUAAUUUUCACAUGUGUAUACCUAUAAUGUACACGUGUGUAUACCUAUAAUGUACACGUGUAGAUACAGGUAAUUUUUACGUGUGUAUACCUAUAUACACGAUUGGAUACAGAUAAUGUGCCUAUUAUUUACACAUGUGUAUACCUAUAAUGUACACGUGUGUAUACCUAUAAUGUACACAUGUGUAUACCUAUAAUGUACACGUGUGUAUACCUAUAUACACGAUUGGAUACAGGUAAUGUACUUAUUAGCUGUUUUUGAACACUCGUCUAAGUUGAGUGUUGUACAAUGUGUAUGAAUAACUUGCUGGUGUAUGUGUGUACUACUAGUGUUCUUGGUAAUUGUUGGUCAGUUUCUAUAAUAUAAAUCACGUGUAACAAUUGUGAAAUUCUAGUCCCGCUAUAUGUUUUGAAAAACUUUUAACAUUUUAAGUAUGUUGUCACAUGUUGUACGUUCUGAUAAAAGUUCAAAAUGUCCAUCUUCUAUGAAUACAAAUGCGUAACUGUAUGCAAUUUUAACGUAAUAUACGGGUACUGAAUUCCAUUUUAAAAGUUGAAGUUGUUGAUGAUUUUGUUAAUUUUCUGGUAAGUUCGGGCACGGACUUACGUCCGUGGUUCCAGUAUGUUCCGACACAGACUUCAGUCCUCGUUUUCUGGUAUGUUCCGGCACAGACUUCAGUCCGCGUUUUCUGGUAUGUUCCGGCACAGACUUAAAUCCGUGGUUCUGGUAUGUUCCGGCAUGGACUUAAGUCUGUGGUUCUGGUAUGUUCCGGCAUGGACUUAAGUCUGUGGUUCUGGUAUGUUCCGGCAUGGACUUAAGUCUGUGGUUCUGGUAAGUUCCGGCACAGACUUCAGUCCGCGUUUUCUGGUAUGUUCCGGCACAGACUUAAAUCCGUGGUUCUGGUAUGUUCCGGCAUGGACUUAAGUCUGUGGUUCUGGUAAGUUCCGGCAUGGACUUAAGUCUGUGGUUCUGGUAUGUUCCGGCAUGGACUUAAGUCUGUGGCACUGGUAUGUUUCGAUAUGCUUGAUUGACUGUAAUUUACCUUUGUUAUAUACUAUUAUACAGGUAUUAAAAUCAGGGGAAAUAUG
Ylistrum balloti is the source of this 4828-nucleotide messenger RNA. RefSeq names its product C-signal-like. The transcript has 5 exons. NCBI's taxonomy places the organism in Eukaryota, Metazoa, Mollusca, Bivalvia, Pectinida, Pectinidae. The coding region runs from base 1 to 753 and encodes 250 amino acids. The record is from RefSeq and is a predicted model, not a curated record.